This is a messenger RNA of Centruroides sculpturatus (bark scorpion), 2318 nucleotides long. Its product is annotated as heat shock 70 kDa protein 12A-like. NCBI's taxonomy places the organism in Eukaryota, Metazoa, Arthropoda, Arachnida, Scorpiones, Buthidae. The transcript has 6 exons. The coding region runs from base 326 to 2044 and encodes 572 amino acids. The record is from RefSeq and is a predicted model, not a curated record.
UAUACUAUUGUCCGAAGUGGAUAAAACCAUUAAACAUUAGUUGAUCGUCAGAUGAAUGACUUGAUUCUUAAAAAAAAAUUAAUUUUAAUUAAAAUAUUAUUAUUUAGUUCCUAAGAAGCAAGUAGAAGUAAAUGGAAAGAAAGAAAAGAAUAAUAAAUUGGAAGAUAAGACUGAAACUUCUAUCGUUCAGAGGACAAGUCCAUGUUCUGUAGAUUCGGGCAACAGUUCCCAUCACCCUGGACAUUUCGUAGUUGUGGCCAUUGAUUUUGGCACCACAUACAGCGGUUAUGCAUUUAGCUUUGUACGUGAUCCUGAUAAUAUUCACAUGAUGAAGAAAUGGGAAGGAGGUGAUCCUGGAGUUAUAAAUCAAAAAACUCCUACGACUUUAUUAUUAACGCCAGACAAGAAAUUUCAUUCAUUUGGGUAUUCUGCACGAGAUUAUUAUCAUGAUUUGGAUCCACAGGAAGCGAAAAAAUGGCUGUAUUUCGAAAAAUUUAAGAUGGCUUUACACCAUAAUGAACAUUUAACUUUAGAUACCGAAAUAAAAGCAUCGAAUGGAAAAGCUCUUGCAGCGGUGACUGUUUUUGCUCAUGCACUCAGGUACUUCAGAGAACACGCUCUUCAAGAACUCAGUGAUCAAUCUGCCACAAGAAUAACUAAUGAUGAUGUUCGUUGGGUCGUCACCGUUCCAGCAAUUUGGAGACAACCAGCCAAACAAUUCAUGAGAGCUGCUGCAUACGAAGCAGGUAUUGCUACUUCCGAAUAUCCGGAUCAACUAUUAAUAGCAUUAGAACCGGAGGCUGCAUCUAUAUAUUGUCGUCGAAUGCGAAUGCAUCAACUGGUGCCAGAAAUUCCUUAUAACCAACGUCAAUGUGCCAACGAUGGGACUCAAUCAAAAGAGAUUGGUCAAGAAUUAACUAAGCUGAACAACAAAGGUACAAAGUACAUGGUGGUCGAUUGUGGAGGAGGAACCGUUGAUAUUACAGUUCACGAAUUACUUGAUAAACAGGGUACUUUAAGAGAACUUCAUAAGGCAACGGGUGGCCCCUAUGGUUCCGUAGGAGUAGAUAUGGAAUUCGAAAAUUUACUGAGGAGUAUUUUCGGAAGCGACUUCAUAGAUCAGUUCAAGACUAAACGACCUGCAGGAUUUGUUGAUUUAAUGAUUGCUUUUGAAGCCAGGAAAAGAAACGCGAGCCCUUUCAAAGCCAAUCCGCUUAAUAUCUCAUUACCGUUUUCUUUCAUCGAUUAUUACAAGAGAUGUAAAGGAACCACUGUAGAAAAUACCAUCAAACGUUAUAAUCACAAACAUGUAAAAUGGUCUUCGCAAGGGAUGCUGCGUGUGGAACCACCUGCUAUGAUGCAACUUUUUCAACCUACAUUAGAACAUAUUAAAGAACACAUUGCUAAUGUACUUAACAGUCCUGAUGUUAAUAAUAUCAAUUACCUUUUCCUUGUCGGUGGAUUUGCAGAAUCUCAGAUUUUACAAAAAGAAGUAAGAGAUACAUUUUCUCCCUUUGUCAAAGUGAUAAUUCCCCAGGGAGUGAGCUUAGCUAUUCUAAGAGGAGCAGUUAUAUUUGGCCUAGAUCCAACUAUUGUUAAUGUUAGAAGAUUGCGUAUGACAUAUGGAGUUGGAGUUCUUAAUCGUUUCAUACAUGGAAUUCAUCCUCCAGAGAAACUUAUUGUUAAAGAUGGUAUAGAAUGGUGUGCAGAUAUAUUUGAUAAAUUUGUGGUGACUGACCAGUCUGUGGGUCUUGGUGAUGUUGUUACGCGCAGUUACACUCCAGCCAAAGCAGGACAGACUUGUAGUGUUAUUCAUAUUUACAGCAGUGAGAGAGAUGACGUGCAUUUUAUUACAGAUCCAGGUGUUCAGAGAUGUGGAACUCUUGUCUUAGAUUUGAAUGACAGCAAAUAUUUAACCAAUAUGCCUCACAGAAGAGAAAUUCAAAUGAGGGUGACUUUUGGUGAUACAGAAAUCAAAGUUAGUGCCUUGGAUCUAGUUACAGGAAAAUGUGUUAAAGCAGAUAUUGAUUUUCUUAAUCACUAAUGUCAUACCAAAUUUACAUACUAGUCAACGAAAAGAGCUUUGUUAAUUAUGGGAAACAAAAAUGAUAAUGCAUCAAUCCCUGUAAAUUAGCUAUUUGAAUCUUGAAUCAAGUCAAAAUCAGAAUGUAAAUACAAAUAUUCAUGUGCAGUUCAAUGAUAUGUAUAAGAAAUUAAAUAUAUAAACUAUGUUAAGAAUAGUCUUUUCUAUUUAAUUAAUUGUAAUUGUUUAUACUGCCAUUAAUUCUUAAAAUGUUAAUUACUGAAAGUAAUUUUGU